CGUGGGACAAAGAAAAGCCCCCUUUCUGAGAUGGAAGAAGGACAAAGCGGAGGACCAGCAGAGCCGGAUUCAUUACCUGAAGGAGCCAUGGCUGGGGAAGACAUUUUUGAACCGGUUGUGCGGCCUAAGCAGACCACAGUUGGUGCUGUGAGUAAAGAACAUUCUGAAUCUGACAUCUUUGAUGAAAUAAGAGAAUUUAUGCGACGUUCUAAACGAACAGAAGCAAUACUGUUUGAUCAGAUUAAACAGUUGCGCAGUAACAUGCCAAAACUGCGAAGUGAUGUUUAUGCUGAACAUGAGCUGUCUAUCGAGACUGGCAUUUCUACAGAAGCAGCUUUCCCAAAGCGAGAGACUAGGACACUGUCUCAGCUGUCUGCAACAGAGGAAGUCCAAGGAGCCUCUGAUUACCAAGCUGAACCUCAUUCUCCAUCUCAGCCCCAGCGGCAUAUAGCACAAGGAGCUCCAGCACAAAGAGUGGAACCAACCCGUGGAGGUGAUCCGAGAAUACCUGACUUUAAUGAGGGUGAGGAUCCUGAAAGUUUUUUCAUACGUUUUGAACGCAUUGCUAAAACAUGGGGAUGGCAACCAGCUGAAUGGGCUGCUAGAGUGGUCACAUUAUUGACUGGAAAAGCCCUUGAGGCAUAUGCUGGAAUGGAUGAGGACCAAUCUGACUCUUAUGACGCUAUUAAAGCUGCUGUGUUGUCUAAGUUUAAUGUAACAGAAGAGACCUACAGAUUCCGGUUUCGAAGCAUCAGUGUUCCAGUGGGGGAGAGUGUACGUGAAACCUACGGUCGGAUAAAGGGACUCUACAAGCGAUGGAUGCGGCCUGACAGUCGGAGUAAAGAAGAGAUUGGGGAAACAAUCAUUUUGGAGCAGUAUCUUCGUGUGCUUCAACCAGACGUCCGCACAUGGGUGAAGGAGAACAAUCCAAAGACUGGAGAAGAAGCGGCAGACCUGGCUGAACGUUACCUGGCUGCUCACAGAGAACCUUUUAAGUCAAGAGAGACUGAGAGACCAAGGUCUAUGGAGGUAAAACCUCCAGGUGCAACUAAGGCUGACAACUUGGACAAGAGGGGUGGUAAGAAGUAUACACAGUCUGGACUAAAGUAUGGUCUCAUUUGUUACUAUUGUCAGCAGCCUGGUCACAAAGCUUCUUUAUGUCCAUUAAGAAAAAGUAAGUCAGUAGAGUUAUGUGUGGUACCUUCCAAAGAACAUAAUUAUGAACUUUCUGAUGACAUGAUUCCACAUAAAUAUGUAGUUGAUGUGGUGAUAAAUGGCAAAGCUGUAAAAGCUCUUGCAGACACAGGUAGCUCACAAACUCUGGUGAAAUCAUCCUUGUUGAGUAAUGUACUGCCUAACUUUAACAAACCGGUAAACAUUACUUGUGUUCAUGGAUGUCAGAAAGAGUAUCCAACUGCUGAUGUCACUAUUAAUGUUGAAGGACAAGCUUUUAUGUUGACUGUUGGAGUUUUGAAUCAGUUAGCAUAUGAUGUUAUCCUAGGAGAAGAUUUACCAAUCCUAGACAGUUUGGUUCAAGAAAACUCGGUGGCUUCUUCCUGUGCUGUCACCACACGUUCCAUGAAAAAGGGUUUAGAACCUCUGCCAGAUGUAGAUGAUGAUCUGUAUGAAGUAGGAAACAAAAUCAGGAAAUCAAAACGACAGCGUAGACAGGAGAAAAAUAGGAACAAAAGCAGGUCAAAACACCCUGAACCUGCAUUGCCAUUAACUCCAUGUAUUGAUUUCCAGUGGAAAAUUCCUAAUAACUUUAAAGAGAGACAAGAAAAUGAUCCAUCUUUGAAACCUCUCUUUAAUAAAGCAUAUAAAGAUGGUGGAAAAGAGAGUGCUGCUGAGUUUAAAAGUUUAGCAGGAGAGCCUUUCAUUAUAAGGGAUAAACUUUUGUAUCUAGCAGACAUUGAUGAACCCAGACUUGUUGUGCCAAAAGAAUACCGUUCAGUAAUUCUGCAUUUGGGUCACACUAUACCGUGGUCAGGGCACUUAGGACAGGCAAAAACUUAUAAUCGUGUUGCCCAACGUUUUUAUUGGCCAGGAUUAUAUAAAGAUGUAGUUGAAUACUGCAAAACAUGUCAUGACUGUCAGCUGGUGGCCCCUACUAACGUUUCAGACCGUGCCCAGUUGCAGACAUUACCUAUAAUGAGUGUUCCUUACGAGAGAAUCGCCAUGGAUAUCAUAGGUCCUUUACCUAAGAGCACGGCCAUCUUGGAACCUACCAAAGAGGAGGCCCGCCUCAAACCCAGCUCUUUUAUAGAAAGGUCCAUGUUUGCCGGACUUUGA
This is a messenger RNA of Xiphophorus couchianus (Monterrey platyfish), 2292 nucleotides long. RefSeq lists its product as uncharacterized. The transcript has 2 exons. The record is from RefSeq and is a predicted model, not a curated record. The coding region runs from base 31 to 2292 and encodes 753 amino acids. Gene Ontology annotation, molecular function: nucleic acid binding; zinc ion binding. Lineage: Eukaryota; Metazoa; Chordata; Actinopteri; Cyprinodontiformes; Poeciliidae.